AUGUAUUUUCCAUUGUAUUUAAAAAAAGUGAAAAAAUUUUAUAGAUUACUCCCAAAAGAGGAAAAAAUAUUUAAAUAGCAGAAAAAGACAAUAAAAUCAUGUAUCAAAAGGAGAAUUUUGAAGAUAUAAUAAAUGACUUCGUCACAUUCAAAGAAAAAAAUAUUUUCUUCUGAUAUUUACGAUUCAGCUAUAAAGAAUAAUUUAGUUGAUUCUAAAUAUUAUUCUUUUCAUCAAAAUAUAUCUCAAGACAUAUAGUUAAGCAAUAAACAAACUAAUAAAGAAAGGUUUCGUGAAAUUAAGUUAAUUGAAGAUGCUUUAGAAUUUAAUGUUUUAGAAAAAAAUCAAGAAGAUUCUGAGUAUUAUUUUAAUAAAGGUAUAAUUCAAAAUGAAGGAUAUUUUAGCUAAUACAUUAUAUAAAAUAAACAGAUUUGAAGAAGCCUUACAAAAUUAUGAUUCAGCGAUAUACAAAAAUCCAAAAGAUUCAAGAUAUUAUUUUAAUAAAGGUAUAAUUCAAACUGUAUAAUAUUUAGCUAAUACUUUAAAUAGAAUGAAAAGAUUUUAAAAAGCUUUAGAAAAUUAUGAUUCAGCAAUACAACAAAACACAGAAAAUACUGAAUAUUAUAACGGCAAAGGUAUAAUUAAAAAGAGAUGGUAUUUAAGCAAAUACGUUAUAUGAAAUAAACAGAUUUGAAGAAGCUAUAGAAAAUUAUGAUACAGCAAUAAAAAAAAAUUCAGAAGGAGGUUCUAGAUAUAUUUUUAAUAAAGGUAAAAUUCAAAAUAGAUGAUAUUUUAGCUAAUGCAUUAUAUAAAAUAAACAGAUUUGAAGAGGCUUUGUAAAAUUAUGAUUCAGCAAUAUAAAAAAACCCAGAAGAUUCAAGAUAUUAUUAUAAUAAAGGUUUAAUUAAAUAUUGAAAAUAUCUUAGCUAUUACAUUAGAUAAAAUGAACAGAUUUGAAGAAGCUUUGGAAAAUUAUGAUGCAGCAAUACGAAAAAGUCCUGAAGAUUCAAGAUAUUAUAAUGGAAAAGGUAUAAUUUAAAAAGAAUGAUAUCUUAGCUAUUACAUUAGAUUAAAUGAACAGAUUUGUAGAAACUUUGAAAAAUUAUGAUACAGCAAUACAAAAAAAUUCAGAGGAUUCAAGAUAUUAUUACAAUAAAGGUUUAAAUUAAAUAUUGAAGAUAUCUUAGCUAUUACAUUAGAUAAAAUGAAUAGAUUUGAAGAAGCUUUGGAAAAUUAUGUUUUAGCAAUACAUAAAAAUCCAGAAGAUUCUAGAUAUUAUUACAAUAAAGGUUUAAUUAAAUAUAGAUGAUAUUAUAGCUAUUACAUUAGAUAAAAUGAACAGAUUUAAAGAAGCUUUGUUAAAUUGUGAUUCAGCAAUAUAAAAAAAUCCAGAAGAUUCAAGAUAUUAUUAUAAUAAAGGUUUAAUUAAAUAUGGAAGAUAUCUUAGCUAUUACAUUAGAUUAGAUGAACAGAUUUGAAGAAGCAUUGGAAAAUUAUGAUACAGCAAUACGUAAAAAUCCUGAAAAUGCUGACUAUUAUAAUGGCAAAGGUAUCAAUUUAAAAUUUAUGAUUUAUUAGCUAUUACUCUAAAAUAAAUGAACAUGUUUUAAGAAGCUUUGGAAAAUUAUGAUUCAGCAAUACAAAAAAAUCCAGAAGAUUCAACAUAUUAUUACAAUAAAGGUUUAAUUAAAUAUGGAAGAUAUCUUAGCUAUUACAUUAGAUUAGAUGAACAGAUUUGAAGAAGCAUUGGAAAAUUAUGAUGCAGCAAUACGAAAAAGUCCUGAAGAUUCAAAAUAUUAUAAUGGAAAAGGUAUAAUUCAAAAGGAUGAUAUUUUAGCUAUUACAUUAGAUUAAAUGAACAAAUUUGAAGAAGCUUUGGAAAAUUAUGAUACAGCAAUACAUAAAAAUCCUGAAAAUGCUGGCUAUUAUAAUGGCAAAGGUAUCAAUUUAAAAUUUAUGAUUUAUUAGCUAUUACUCUAAAAUAAAUGAACAUGUUUUAAGAAGCUUUGGAAAAUUAUGAUUCAGCAAUACAAAAAAAUCCAGAAGAUUCAACAUAUUAUUACAAUAAAGGUUUAAUUAAAUAUGGAAGAUAUCUUAGCUAUUACAUUAGAUUAGAUGAACAGAUUUGAAGAAGCAUUGGAAAAUUAUGAUGCAGCAAUACGAAAAAGUCCUGAAGAUUCAAAAUAUUAUAAUGGAAAAGGUAUAAUUCAAAAGGAUGAUAUUUUAGCUAUUACAUUAGAUUAAAUGAACAAAUUUGAAGAAGCUUUGGAAAAUUAUGAUACAGCAAUACAUAAAAAUCCUGAAAAUGCUGGCUAUUAUAAUGGCAAAGGUAUCAAUUUAAAAUUUAUGAUUUAUUAGCUAUUACUCUAAAAUAAAUGAACAUGUUUUAAGAAGCUUUGGAAAAUUAUGAUUCAGCAAUACAAAAAAAUCCAGAAGAUUCAACAUAUUAUUACAAUAAAGGUUUAAUUAAAUAUGGAAGAUAUCUUAGCUAUUACAUUAGAUUAGAUGAACAGAUUUGAAGAAGCAUUGGAAAAUUAUGAUGCAGCAAUACGAAAAAGUCCUGAAGAUUCAAAAUAUUAUAAUGGAAAAGGUAUAAUUCAAAAGGAUGAUAUUUUAGCUAUUACAUUAGAUUAAAUGAACAAAUUUGAAGAAGCUUUGGAAAAUUAUGAUACAGCAAUACAUAAAAAUCCUGAAAAUGCUGGCUAUUAUAAUGGCAAAGGUAUCAAUUUAAAAUUUAUGAUUUAUUAGCUAUUACUCUAAAAUAAAUGAACAUGUUUUAAGAAGCUUUGGAAAAUUAUGAUUCAGCAAUACAAAAAAAUCCAGAAGAUUCAACAUAUUAUUACAAUAAAGGUUUAAUUAAAUAUGGAAGAUAUCUUAGCUAUUAGAUUAGAUGAACAGAUUUGAAGAAGCAUUGGAAAAUUAUGAUGCAGCAAUACAAAAAAAUCCAGAAGAUUCAACAUAUUAUAAUGGAAAAGGUAUAAUUUAAAAAGGAUAAUAUUUUAGCUAAUUCAUUAGAUUAAAUGAACAUGUUUUAAGAAGCUUUGGAAAAUUAUGAUCCAGCAAUACAUAAAAAUUCAGAGGAUUCAAGAUAUUAUUACAAUAAAGGUUUAAAUUAAAUAUUGAAGAUAUCUUAGCUAUUACAUUAGUUAAAAUGAACAGAUUUAAAGAAGUUUUGCAAUUUUGGGACGUACUAAUUUAAAAAACUCCAGAAGAUUUCACAUGUUAUUUUAAUAAAGGUAUAAUUCAAAAUAGAUGAAAUUUUAGCUACUACAUUAUAUAAAAUAAACAGAUUUGAAGAAGCUUUGCAAAAUUAUGAUUCAGUAAUACAUAAAACUCAUGAAAACGCUGACAAUUAUAAUGGCAAAGGUAUAAUUUAAAAUUGA
Messenger RNA from Paramecium octaurelia, 3380 nucleotides. The record is from the annotation of a GenBank genome assembly. Lineage: Eukaryota; Ciliophora; Oligohymenophorea; Peniculida; Parameciidae.